UGCCGUAAACUGUCGAUAAAAAUCGUUCUUCUUUUGGUUCAACGACAGCUCUUUUGUAGUUAAAUACAUAGAAAUGUUAAGUAAAGUUGUAUGUUUUCUGUUUCUGGCAAGGUAAGAAGUUUUGGUUAAAUAGGUAUUAAACGUGCGAAACGUAGCGGUGUAAUUUGAAGUUUAAAAGACAAUUCGUGGCCUGGUGUUUGUUUCAUGAUAACUCAGUCAACAAACAAGACACGUCCAGUUAACGCAAAUCCAGUUGAUAUGAAAUCCAGUGCACCAGUAUUUACAAGACAGAAUCCUUUCCCAUCUGCAUCAACUGUGAGGAGGGCACACUACCAUCCACCACGCAAGCAAUCCCUGUCAAAGAAAGCAAAGAAAACUGUACAGACUCUGAGUCCUGUUCGUUCCCAUCAGAGCUCCAGUCAACAGCUACGCUCUGCAAACCAGGAAACCCACCAGCUGGAUGACAAUCGUGAGRAUGGUUUUUCUGUCGCUGAUGGACACGUUUUCACAGAUAUCUGGCCCUCCGUCGAUCGUUGUUCCUCUCCUGACAGCAACACCGCCUCUCCCGACACGCUGACGUGUAAACCAUCUCAAUCAGAGACACUUCCCUCAGGAGCUCAGGAAGAAUCCGUGCUGGCAAAAUACGUAGAACGUUUCCGCCRCGGUCGGCCUCGGAGUCGGGAGGAACGCCAACACAUGGCUUCUGCCAGCAGAGAAGAACAGAUGCCGUUUUGGUGGCUGUUGCACUCAUCAGUCCCCAGUUCAACUCCAGCUAAAGCAGCAGACAAAGAUGGGAAUGAUCCUACCAGUUAUAGCCCAGCUGGAAAGCUUCACCAUGACAGAUCCCUCAGUGUUUUGUCUGACUCUUCUCAGGRUGAAUUUGAUGACACAGAAAUACUACACCUUCAAGAAAGAGCCAGCCGUCUUCUGAUCAGGGGAUGUCAUCUCAAACUUGGUUCAUGCUUCAUCCUCCCAAACAACUGUCAUCCCUGCUCUGGCACCUCCAACACGACCAGAGGACGACAUUCUGUUUCAGUGGCGUUUAAGGAGAAAGAUGGAGCAAGCCAGGGAGUUUUCCCAGUCGGUGCAACAUUCCAGUUGUCACGAUUUAGCUUUCAGCUGGCAGAYCCCCAGUUUAAUCCAACCUUCAACCAGCAGACAACCUUCCAAGCAGCAGCAGGGCUCACAGCCUCCUCAGUUCCCACAAAGAGAUGCUCACCCAGAUAUCACAACUCYCCAACCUGAAACCAGAGAGUCCCACAGACCGUCUGACCCAUCUCCAGGUCCUUCACUCUUCCCACCCAUUGUCGUCUCCGGCUCUCCAGUGUCUCAAACCCAGACUCUUGCUCCUGUUCCUGCCCACAGGCAUCUCCUCUGUGAUGUCCUUCCCUGCCCCAUCCAGUCGUCUCACGUUAAAGAGAAGCAAAGCGUUUCAGAAAGGUCAGACCAACCUCAGACUAAAGUGGUCCACAAGAAAACCCAAAUUCCUGAAGACUCGCCUGGCAUCAUYGGCGGAGAACAAACAAACUCCUCAUCACUUGCAGCUUUGGGAACUGUAGAAGCAGAAGUGCAUGGUCAGCAAAAAGUGCCUGAAAAGAACAGGAAGAAGAACUUAGAGUCAGGAAAGAAAACAGCCCCGUCCACCAGGCAGCACAGAAAAUCACCAAGGACUACUUCUCAACAAAAUCCUCCAAAAAAGGUUGCAUCAUUGAAAGAGCAGCAUCAACAGAACCAAAGCCGCAAGUUUCCUACUGAACAUGAAUCACCACCUUCUCCAGUCCACUCUGCUUUAGGACAGGUGGUGUCAGAAGUUUUGUUUCCAGCAUCAGUUUCAUCUCCACCUCAGAAGAUCCCCACCUCCAAAGCUUCUCCUCACAUGGCCUCCUCUUCCUCACAACCUCCACUUCCUUCACACAACUCUCUGGAAGUCAUUUCACAGCUGCUUCAAGAAGCUGAAGAUUCUGAUGAAAAGGAGUUUGAAGAUGAUCCUCUGCUGAAAGUUCUUCGCCAACAAAGAAAAUGGGUCAAAGAUCAGAUYAGUGAAGUGGACGUGAUCCUGAAUGAAUUCCUGAAGGAGUAACAAGUUACUUGAACAUAUGAAGGGCACACUUGUUUUUUAUUAUUUUAUAAAGAAAUAAAAUUUAUUUAUAUCUGA
This is a messenger RNA of Austrofundulus limnaeus, 2155 nucleotides long. RefSeq names its product proline and serine rich 3 (gene proser3). The record is from RefSeq and is a predicted model, not a curated record. NCBI's taxonomy places the organism in Eukaryota, Metazoa, Chordata, Actinopteri, Cyprinodontiformes, Rivulidae.